AAGCAACAUCCGCUUUAUUUUGCCAUGGCUGAAUAACAACGGUCUUGCCCUGGUGCAUACUUUCACCGGUGCACCAAGCAUGUUUUGUUCAGCAGUGAACUUAUCUUGAACCAUAUUUGAUUAAUGAAGUCAGUCAGCAUCAUUUUACAUCUUGACCUAUAUCUAGACAACAAAAAGAAUGAAUAAAUUAUCUCUCUGGUAGCAGCAAUGUACCAGUUCCUAGUGUACUGGUAGGAAGCUGCUCGCCUGAUAACAAUACCACAUUACUGAUGAACACAAUGGGUGGCUACACAUUGUUACGUCGUAUUUCUUCAAACUCUGAUUUCUCUAGGCUGAAAAAUCGUCCCGCAGAGCCAGGGCAGCAGUACCAACCCACAGACGUAGAGCACUUGGCAAAUGUCAUCUCCCAUGGGGUCUGGAUCCUACCCAGUGUCCUGGCACUGAUAUUUAUGGUGUGUGUUUCGGUCAAUGGACUUCAGGUGACAACCACUUUGGUCUACGGCUCAGCCCUUGUUCUUCUCUUCUCCACAUCCACAAUAUUUCAUAUUCUCUCGUAUACUGGGCAGUUUCCGUUGUGGAGGAGAACUUUUCAUAUUGGGGACAGAGCAGUGAUAUACAUCUUCAUAGCUUCUUCCUACACUCCUUGGUUGCUCUUGAAAGAAUUUCAUUCAUGGUCUGAAGAAUUUCUGUGCUUAGUUUGGGGAAUGGCCCUUCUGGGAGUCUCUUAUGCCUAUCUGUAUCAUGAAAAAUACAAGUUUUUGGAGAUCAUCUUUUAUCUCAUUAUUGGUGUUUGUCCAGCCAUUUGUAUCAUGGACAUGAAAGACUUGUCAGGACUGGUUGAGCUCAGUAUUGGAGGAGCCAUGUACAUAUUUGGAGUCGUGUUUUUCAAAAUGGAUGGUGUCAUUCCUUUCGCUCACGCCAUCUGGCACUGCUUUGUGUUUGUGGGAUCAUUCUGUCACUUCGUGGCCAUCUGCAGUCAUCUACUAGGUGUCAAUCUUCCGGGAUUCUGAAAAUAAGCAUUAGUAUUAGGAUGCCCACAACUAAAAACAUUCACAAGACAGACCUUAUUACUCAUUAAUCCCUCCACUUAUAUAAGCAUUAGUAUUAGGAUACCCACAACUAAAACAUUCACAAGUAUUUUUGAAAGUCUGACCUUUUUACUCAUUAAUCCCUCCACUUAUAUUAACAUUGUUCAAGAAGUCUGCUAAAUAAGUCCGGUAAUAUAUUAAAAAAAAACAUAACAAUUAGCUACUUUUUUUUUUCACAUAACUUUUUACUGUUAUUCGUGACUGUUUAUCUAAUUUAUUGUUUCCAUGAACUUAUACUAAAAUAAAGGAUACAGAUUUUCCUCAAACAUUAACCUCUUAUGAAUAGAAGUAAAUAAUUAAAUUUUUGGGUUUGAAGAGUUGAACUUAAAAGUUAUUUUUGUUACUAAAUUUUAUUGACUCUGAAUAUAUGGCUGAUCAUGACAUAAUCCUUUUACUGGUAUGAAAUGAAAUAGAUUUUUCUCUUUUUGUCCUUCUUUUUUUUUUACUAACCACUAUAUACGUCUGAUACUUUUUUUUUAAAAUAAACUUCUUUAUAUGUGAUCUUAACACUUUUUACUUAGCACAAGAUAUUUUCUUUCUUUGUUUAGUUGUAUGUUUUACAUAUCAAAUAUUGUUUCCAUACCUCGUUUCCUGAUCCAAACUUUCAAUUACUUGAAUUUUUUUUUUCUUUAACUUUCAUUGAUCUUAUUUUUUUUCUUUUGGGAGAGAGAACUCAUUUUUUGUAAUCUUUACAUCAUGUAUAUGUGCACUCUUCUGCUUCAGAAUUUAGUUCUAGGAAAUGUAAACUAUCCACAAGUAUUUGAAUUCCUCAUUAAUUAUAUUUGUCCUUUGUGCAAUAUGUUCACUGAUUUGAAUGAGAUCAGUCAAAUAUUUCUAUAUACAUCAAAAUGUCGUGAAAUAGCAUUGCAAUGUAUUGACAUUAGAACAGGCAUAAUUCCUGAGUAUUAUUUUAAUUGUGGUUUUUAUAUUACAGUUACCCCCUUUGUUUAAACAGAGCUGCCAACUUUGACAAACUUUUAUUGAUUGGUGGCUUGUGCAAACAAUGGGGGUAAAAGUAUACAAUUGCUUUUUGAAAUGUAUGCUAGUUGACACUUUUUGUGUUUCAAACUGAAUACAAAUAGUUGAGUGUGCUAGUGGAGCACAACCCUAUAUGUAUUUUUUUUUUUUAAUAAUGUGUUUUUUAAAAAAAUGUGUAUAUCUAAUUAGUCAGUGGAUAUCCCCCUUCACCUGCUCCUUAGUCUGAUGGGGCAUCACAUGAUCUGUCCACCGUUUUUCUCCAUUUCUCGAUUUGAGUCGCUUCCAUAGAGAGGCCCAUCCAUUCCUUUAUGUAAAGCAGAUAAUAGUAAUUACAUCAGAAUACAAAUAUUUGUUGCAAAGGUUUUUCACAAAAAUAUUUAGAUGGCUGCUGGUUCUGUACAACUUCAUAACUUCUGUCUGUUUUCAGCAUGUUUGCUAUGCAGAAGUUGGUCCUCUCUUUGAUGUCAUUCUCUCAUCCUUUAUUUUCUAUUACUUAAAUUGUACACAAUUGAUGAAUUGGUAGACUUGUAUAGUAUUAAAUUAAGAAACAGUUUCUGGGUAAUCUUUUACUUAUUUGGCCAGUUCUAUACACACCACUAGACUUGUAUUAGUAUAAAAUUAAGAACAGUUUCUGGGUAACUUGGAAGCGUGGUCGAGAGGCUAAGUGUACUUAGCUUGGCUUGGCUAACUAUGAAGGGGGCUCGAGGUUCGACACCCGACUUGGGCAGAUUUGUGUUUACUGAGUGCCUGAAAGCAGCACAGAAAAACCUUCUCCUACAUACCCUCUCCCCCCACUGGUCCAAAAUUGAGAUUUGACCAAAGCGCUCUGAGCAUGCUAUAAGCAUGAAAGUAGCGCUAUAUAAAAGCCAUAAUAUAUAUAUAUAUAUAUAUAUAUAUAAUCUUUUACUUAUUUGGCCAGUUCUAUACACACCACAGUAGUUGAAGUGAUAUGUCUAGAUAAGACAAAAAAAUAUAGAUAUCAUUAUUUUAAUCUCUUGAAGUUGGCAGCUCUGAUUGAUAAUUAUAUUGCCUACUUUUGAAUGGUAGGCAUAAAUUAUAGAUGUUUACUGUGGUAGAAUUAAUCACUAUGUGAUACCAUACAAUUUUAUACAGUUCAUUUAUAAAGUGUGAUUUUCAUACAGACCAGUUGAACUCUUUACUAUAUUUAUGAUAUUAUGACUCAUGGUAUUCAAAAUAUUGUAUGAUUCUAGACAAAGGUCAGUGACAUCAUCAAAGUAUUUACACUUAAGUUUUAUUUUGUAAUAUUGUACACAUUUGAAAACAGCUCAAUCAGUAAAUGUUAAAAGAUCCACAUUGAUCAGCCUGAUAUAUAUAUUUAAACCAAAAAACCUAACAGUCCUAUCUAUUAGCUUUAAUCAUUGCAUUUUGAAGUAUUUAAUCUCUGUAGAUUGGCUAAUUGUUAUGCAUGUGUAUUUUUUUUUUUUUAUCGUUUUGUAAGCCUCUAUUUGACACCAAUGAUUCUAUUUUUUUAUAUUUUGAAAUUGCUUUUCACUAAGAAUUCUAUACAUACAUUUUUAUGCUAGUCUGUAAAUUGAACUAUGUAUUUUUUUUUUUUUUUUUAAAGUCUUUAAAUAAUCAGUUUAAAAAUUCUACAUAUUGACUCCUACUAUUCACAAAUGUCUGGUCCAUUUUUUCGUUCCAAAACUUAGAAGUAUUUUAGUAAAAUGGUGUCCAUCACUAUUUUAAAAUUGGAAUGCCACAGGUCGAAAGAAUAUAUUCUUCUCUUUCUGUUAUAUGUUUGUAGACUUAUAAUGAAUAAAAAGAUUUGUUUCUUUGGUUGAAAUAUUUGACUGCUUAGUAUGGACCAAACAUUUCCACAUCGGGCCCUGAUUCAAUUUGAAUGGAUUAUUUAUCGUGACUUAUCAGGUGACCUUUUAUUUCGCCCUGCUUACAGUAGAUUACAUGAUGUAAAUUAAAUGACUUAAUUUUAUUUGCAAUACUUUAUUUCAUUUUAUUGCUACCAGUAUUUUAUAUUGAUUUUUUUUUUCACAACCGCCCAUUUUCAAUAACAAGUAUGUAAUGGCCAGACAAAUGAUAAUCCCCUGUUAUAUUGACCAUCUGUAGCCAGAUUAUCAUGCUUUUAUUUUUUAUUUCAAACAUAGUCCUAAAUUAAUUUCUGUUCAACCAGUCAUUUAUUUACUCCAUAAUAUUCAAUCAAUUCAGCAUUUUUAAUCUACAAGAUCUAAAUAUGAAAAGAUCAUAUAUUUAUUUUUUUUAUGAAUUUUCAACUCAAAAUAAGUUAAGAUGUUUUUAAAAAUAUAAAGUGUUGAUAGCUUUGCAGUGUAGUUUAUAAAUUAAAAAUCUUUAUUUAUAUCUAUAUAUGUGUGUGUUUGUGCUUACUUGCAUGGAGUUGUGUAGGAUGAUUUUUUUUGUGUUCAAAGUAUGUAAAGUUAAAUACAUGCUGUGUACCAUAGAAGUAAAGACUUUUAACUACUGGCUUAUGUUUUCACUUGGAGAAUACAUAAAUGUUACACAGUAGAAAUGCACUAUAGAAAGUUAUUCCUAUUUGUGUUUAAACUUGUAUGCACAGUUACAUUUUGUUCAUAUCACAUCCAUUUGUUUUCUUCCAAUUCUUCUGUUCAGUUUUAUAGCAAGUAACAUCUGUGAUACACCUCUCUCCAGUCCUGCCUACUUAGGCACUUAUGUUUUGUGUCCUUGACAUGCUACAUUAUGUUUACCAGUUGAAACAGAACAUUACCUAUUACAAAUUGAAUAAAAUGUUAAGAAUUUUUAUCCUAUAUGUUUACCAGCUGAAACAGAACAUUACCAAUUACAAAUUGAAUAAAAUGUUAAGAAUCAUAGGAUAAUAUUUUACUUAAUUCAUAUGAAGGUUUCAAAUGCCAGGCUUAUGGAAUGGUGACAACAUUUACUAAAUUGUUUCUAGUAAGGUAUUGAGUCCUACCUGGAUUUUUUUAUUAGGUUUUUAGUUUUGUGUAUAUUCUUUCAUUAUAAGAAAUGACAUUUCCUAAAUUGUCCUAAUGUGCCAAAAAUCUAUUCAUUAUAAGAAAAAUUAUGUAUUAUUCAACUGAAUUGAUUCUUUUGAAAUUGUUUAGAGAAAUAAUUAUUUAUGAAAUGAUUUAUGAAACUGAUUACUAUCAUAUCAUAUAAAUCUGAAACAAAUAUUCUAUACUUGUACUCUAAUGGUGGCGUAUAUUGAAAUUAAUGUGUUUGCAGAUAUUCUUGUAUAAUUUAAUAUAAGAGGUCAGUAUUUUUAGUUGUUUGAGUACUAAGAUUUUUUAUAUACAGUGCCAUUUGUAACUUAAAUUUGAAACUGAUCUGUUCAAGAGAUUUUAAUUUCAAGAUUUUGAAUCAUUAUGAAUAUUUAAAACAAAUUUCAAAAUUGGAGUUAAUUAAUUUUAAUUGUCAUUAAAAAAAAAAAAAAAACAGCCACAAGUUGAAUUUGACAACAACUACA
Messenger RNA from Biomphalaria glabrata, 5502 nucleotides. RefSeq names its product monocyte to macrophage differentiation factor 2-like. The record is from RefSeq and is a predicted model, not a curated record. Lineage: Eukaryota; Metazoa; Mollusca; Gastropoda; Planorbidae. The transcript has 8 exons. The coding region runs from base 270 to 1010 and encodes 246 amino acids. Gene Ontology annotation, molecular function: pore-forming activity. Gene Ontology annotation, cellular component: membrane.